Messenger RNA from Pochonia chlamydosporia 170, 966 nucleotides. RefSeq lists its product as hypothetical. The coding region runs from base 1 to 966 and encodes 321 amino acids. The record is from RefSeq and is a predicted model, not a curated record. The transcript has 2 exons. NCBI's taxonomy places the organism in Eukaryota, Fungi, Ascomycota, Sordariomycetes, Hypocreales, Clavicipitaceae.
AUGAAAUUCAACAAGUCGUUCCAGCUCGUUCUCAUCCUUUGUUCGGCAUACGCCGUAUUGUCAACUCCACGAGGCGUUGCUAUGAAGGUAGCAAAAGGGCGCAGAGGAGUUCUGCCAUCGAGAGACGUGUCCUCUGAAGCCCAGGUGAGCUGGACUCAGGUUGACCAGGUUCUAGGCAGAACCGCGGCUACGCCGGUUGAUGGAGUUCAUCGUUACAGCUUCCCGAGAGCCGACAUGAACGUCACCGUCGGCAGCACGCACGUUAACGCUGGGUUCGCGUUAGGGAGCUUCGCAGCCUUUAUGCUAUCAGAUGAUGACGCCAUAGUGAUGGGCGACCUGGUUCUUAGCGAAGAAGAGGUUAACCCUGUCAUGUCGGCGCUGCAGAAGGGGGGGAUCCAGACGACAGCAAUACACAACCACCUUCUGUUUGAGAAACCAGCGGUGAAAUAUGUCCACUAUAAGGGGCAAAAGGAUCUCGCGUCGCUGGCGAGGACUCUUCGCACUGCCCUUGGCCUAACGAAAACUCCUCUCACGGCUCCUGCCCCAAACAAUGGAACCAGUCCACUGCCAUUCAAUACCACGGCCCUUGACUCCAUCAUAGGUUAUCCUGGGAAGGCAAACAAUGGAGUAUACCAAUACAGCAUCCCCCGGGCAGAGACCAUCAUGGAUGGAGAAAUGACAAUACCACCUGCAAUGGGUGUUGCCACUGCCAUCAAUUUCCAGCCAACCGGCCGCACGACUGCGGCUAUUACCGGCGACUUCGUCCUUCUUGCAUCUGAAGUUCCGCUAGUUCUCCAAGUCUUGAGCGAGAGCGGCAUUCAGGUUAACGCCCUAUAUAAUCACAUGCUAACUGAUUCUUCCCGACUAUUCUAUAUCCAUUUCUGGGCAGUCGACGAAGUUGUAAAAUUAGGAAAUGCGCUGAGGAGCGCUCUAGCUCGCACGAAUAGCAAGAAGCCAGGUGCCUGA